This is a messenger RNA of Aquila chrysaetos chrysaetos, 963 nucleotides long. RefSeq names its product cortexin domain containing 2 (gene CTXND2). The coding region runs from base 87 to 395 and encodes 102 amino acids. NCBI's taxonomy places the organism in Eukaryota, Metazoa, Chordata, Aves, Accipitriformes, Accipitridae. The transcript has 2 exons. The record is from RefSeq and is a predicted model, not a curated record.
CUCUAAAUUAUCUCGCAGGGUGGGGAGGACCUGGCUCCUGCUGCAUUUUGGCGAAAAAUCCUUCUCAAUGCUCCCCAGUUCACCCCAUGCCCCUGCCGGGCCCUGCAAGACCCAUGAAGGGACCCUGGAGCCUUUACCCACCGGGCAAAGGGGGUGCUGGAAAUAGUGGGCAUGCCAGUGGCAGCCGGGUGCUCGAGGCCACACACCUGAGGGCUGCCUGCAUGGAGAACGCCAUGGUGCCGCCGGCAGUCGACGUGGACAAGGGCUUUGCCAUGGCCUUUGUGGUGCUCAUGUGCCUCUUCCUCCUGGCCAUGAUGGUGCGGUGCGCCAAGCUCAUCGUGGAUCCUUACAGCGCCAUCCCUACCUCCACCUGGGAAGAGGAGCAGAUCAACUGAGGACCCUCCACACCCCCAGGGACCACAGCUCCCCUGCAUACCCCACAGCCCUCCCUCACCACAGGGUGCUCCAGGGCUGCGCAGGGACCUCCAACAACCCCCGGUCCCCCAGCACCCCCAGCACCGCAGGGCCCCCAGCUCCCCCAGAACCACCUAGCACCCCAGGUCCCUCCAGCACUGUGGAGGACCCAGGACGCCUAGAGCUCCCCAUCACCCCCCAAAGCCCCCCAGGACCCUCAGAGCUCUCCAUCACCCCCAGCACCUCAGCCCCGUCCCCCCCCCGGGACCCUCAGAGCUCCCUAUUUGCCCCCCAGCACCCCAGGGCUCCCCCCCAGGACCCUCAGAGCUCUCCAUCACCCCACAGGACCCACAGAGCUCCCCAUUGCCCCCCAGGGCUCCCCCCAGCACCUUCAGAGCUCUCCAGCACCCCAGGCCCCCCCCCCAGAACCCUCAGAGCUCUCCAUUGCGGCCCAGGGCCCCCCUCAGCACCCUCAGAGCUCUCCAUCACCCCCAUCACCCCCGGGCCCCUCCAGCACCCUCAGAGCUCUCCAUUGCCCCCAGCACCUCA